Molecule: messenger RNA, 1734 nt
Organism: Triticum aestivum (bread wheat)
Lineage: Eukaryota; Viridiplantae; Streptophyta; Magnoliopsida; Poales; Poaceae
Product: formin-like protein 5
Exons: 3
Coding region: 1-1011 (336 amino acids)
Source: RefSeq, a predicted model, not a curated record
AUGCCGGUCGUCACGCCCGACACUGGAGGGCUCGCUCUCGGCAUCGACGGCGAACGUGCCCUUUCGUCGCCGCGUUGGACGCCGUGGUACGUUGCUCACAUGGGCCUAGCCAAGCUUCUGCUGCCGUCCCCAGCGUCUGCAGCACUUUUGUCGCCGCCAAUAAUAUUAUUCUGUUACCAUCUGCCCCUAUAUACGCAUUGGAUCUGGACAAACCACCGCCGUGGACCGAACCUUAUCUACCUAGACGCUCAGCCACUCCCUCCCUACCCACGCGCUGCCGGCGCCGACCGCCGCCCAUCCCUACCCGCGCGUUGCCGGCGCCGGACCCCGGCCCCUCACUACCCGCGCACUGCCGGCGCCGGACCCCCGCCCCUCACUACCCGCACGCUGCCGGCGCCGGACCCCCCCCCCCCCCCCCCCCUCACUACCCACGCGCUACCGCCGCCGGCUGGCCGCCCCAGCAUACCCACGCGCUACCGCCGCCGGCCCCUCCCUACCCGCGCGCUACCGCCACCGUCCUCUGCGACGCCGCCGCGUCUGUCGUCGUCCUCCGUCGCCCAGCCAGCCUCCUCCUUCCGGGUCGCCGGCGACCUCUCCAGCUUGCCACCACAACCUUCCCCUCCCCCUGGCGCGCCGCGGGGACCUCCCCUUCAUCCAGCGCGCGGCUGUGUCAACUUGCUUGAGCUCCGCCGCCCGCCUCCCGACCUCCAUCAGUCAUCUGCCACCGAACUGACGCCCCCUUCUCCCAGGAAUCACCGCCGUCGGUACUUGCUUCCUGCGCCCCGCCGCCGCCCAGGGACCCAACGCGCCGCCGCUCCUCUGAUUCUGCUCCCCGGCUCUGCUUGCAAUUCUUCCGCCGACACCAAUGGCCUGCCCUUUCUCUCUCCCUUUGGUUCGAGGAGCAGCAACUGCUGGCCUGCAGUGCCGCCAUCUGAAGACAGGGGAGAUGGCCAUAAUUCCCUUAUGGUAAUUAUGCUGGUGCGGAACCUUCCGAGCGCACGGCAGCCUUGACCGUCCAAGUUGAGCACUGGGCGCCGUCCGAGUAGAUCACCGCGCCUCGUCCAAGUUCCCAUCUAAUGUUGAAUAAUAUAUCGCUGAGUGCUAUUGACGGUCAGUUACUUCUUCCUUUCAUGCUGCACAUGUGAACUGAAAACUGUAGAAAAGAGAGUUUAGUAUGUUUUGGAGAGCUUAAUUUCCCAAGUGGCAAAUUUGAUCUGUACCAGUAAGUACAUGAUUAAUAUUUUAUAAUAUGUGUGGUUCCAGUAAGUACAUGAGUAAUGAAAAUGUGUGGUUCCAGUAAGUACAUGAGUAAGUACAUGGACGUGGAGGACUUGGAGGACCACUGCCCCUAGUCCCUACAACUCAGACGAUGACCCGGUCUACUCCAAGCUCGCAGCAUGCUCGCAAUCCUUGUUUUCUGCUUUCUACAACAACAGGCACGGGCAGUAGGAUUCCCAUGCUGCUGGCACCACCGUGGUUGAUGACGUGUUGCUACGGCGGUGGCACCGACAGACCGAGGGUCAGCUCCAAUAAAAAUCAAUUAAUUUGCAUGAAGAAGAUGCGCCAAGUUGUGAUAUCCACACGCUGGAGAGUAUCUAUAGCUACGUACAGUGUUAAGUUAUUUGGGUUUUAUUUCCACUUGUCAGAUUAUUUCAACCACAUCCGUUGUUUGUCUUAUCUCCUUCAUGCGUACCAUGUAGGAUAUAUUUUUGGCAUAAUAAUUUCAAGUUCUCA